Messenger RNA from Momordica charantia (bitter melon), 1591 nucleotides. RefSeq names its product ACT domain repeat 8 (gene ACR8). The record is from RefSeq and is a predicted model, not a curated record. NCBI's taxonomy places the organism in Eukaryota, Viridiplantae, Streptophyta, Magnoliopsida, Cucurbitales, Cucurbitaceae.
GCCAAUUGGAAGAAACGAGAGAAAAAGGAAAGAAUUUGUGGAUUUGAUUCGAUAUUAUAUAAAAUUAAUGUUCGUGCCCAAGAGGGCGGGGAGAUUUAAAGCCCAAGGCGUGCCUCAGCGGAAUCGGAAGAGAAGAGCGAUUGAUUUACAGAAGAGAGAGAGAGAGAGAAGCUUCCGAAAACUGAAAGAGACAGUGUUAAUGGCGAUUUUGUCGAAGCCCUUUAGUCGAUUCACUCGGAGAGUUUAAAGCCCUCUUCUCUUGUUCUUCAAUUCUUUGUUUCAUUCGGCCCCAAGAUCGUCCUUAUCUGGGUCUCUUCGAUUUUCUUGACCCGUAUUUAAUAACCCUGAGGAGUUUCGUUUUUCAAACUUGAAUCGUGUUUCCGGUUUGGGUUUCUUUCGGUUUUCGGAGAAGAUGAUGAUGGAGAUGGAAUGGCCCUCUUGUCUCGAUGAGUACGAAAAGCUUGUCAUAAGGAUGAACACUCCCAGGGUUGUGAUUGACAAUGGCGCCUGCUCUACGGCCACUCUGGUGAAGGUUGACAGUGCUAGAAGAUAUGGAAAUCUCUUGGAGGCCGUACAGGUUCUCACUGAUCUAAAUCUUUCGAUCAAGAAAGCCUAUGUUUCUUCAGAUGGAAGAUGGUUUAUGGAUGUGUUUCAUGUUACCGAUCAGAACGGCGAGAAACUGACUGAUGAGAGCGUGAUUAGCUACCUCGAACAGUCACUUGGGACGACUCAUUAUCAGAGGAGCGAAGGGUUUAAUGGUGUUACCACGGCUUUGGAGCUCACUGGGACCGACCGAGUCGGUCUUCUUUCAGAGGUGUUUGCUGUUCUAGCUGAUCUGCAAUGUGAUGUGGUGGACGCCAAGGUUUGGACUCACAAUGGCAGGAUUGCUUCCUUGAUCUAUGUCAAGGACUGCAACUCGGGUUCCCCCAUCGAAGACAGACAGAAAAUCGACAUCAUCGUUGCACGGUUGAGGAGCGUCCUUAAGGGAGAUAACGACAUUCGUAGCGCUAAGACUUCGGUCUCUAUGGCAGUCACACACACCGAAAGGAGACUGCAUCAAAUGAUGUUUGCUGAUCGUGACUACGAGAGGAAGCCUAUCUUGAAGUUGAAUGCUGAUUCCCCCGCUGUCACGGUUCAGAACUGGACCGAAAGGGGCUACUCGGUCGUGAAUGUUCAAUGCAAAGAUCGAACGAAGCUGUUAUUCGAUGUAAUCUUUACCUUGACAGACAUGGAAUAUGUGGUGUUUCAUGCCACAAUCAAGACUGCAGAAGAACGAGCAUAUUUGGAAUUCUACAUUAGACACACGGAUGGAACACCGAUCAGUUCCGAAGCCGAAAGGCAGCGGGUUAUUCAAUGCUUACAAGCUGCUAUUCAAAGAAGAGCUUCUGAGGGUAUGAGGUUAGAGCUAUGCACAACAGACAGGCCAGGGCUUUUAGCCGAUGUGACGAGGACCUUCCGAGAGAAUGGCCUGAACGUGACGAGGGCUGAGAUCUCAACCACAAGAGACAUGGCUCUAAAUGCAUUCUACGUGACCGACGCAGUCGGGAACCCAGCUGAUCCAAAGCUCAUCGAGUCCGUUAGACACAGGAUC